AUGGAAGGAGGAGGAGCUCCGCCAGCUGACGCGGUGAUGGAAGACGCAGCACCACCGCAACAGCAAGAGCCACAGCAGCAGGUGGCGGGGGGGAUCGAGAAUAUUCCGGCAACACUCAGCCACGGUGGAAGGUUCAUUCAAUACAAUAUAUUCGGUAAUAUAUUUGAAGUUACUGCAAAAUACCGACCUCCUAUCAUGCCAAUCGGUAAAGGCGCUUACGGUAUUGUUUGCUCUGCUCAUAAUUCGGAGACGAAUGAACAUGUUGCUGUUAAGAAGAUUGCAAAUGCAUUUGAUAACAAGAUUGAUGCAAAGAGGACCCUUCGUGAAAUCAAGUUGCUUCGCCACAUGGAUCAUGAAAACGUGGUUGCGAUCCGGGAUAUAGUGCCACCACCUCAGCGGGAGGUAUUCAAUGAUGUUUACAUUGCAUAUGAGCUAAUGGACACUGAUCUUCACCAAAUCAUUCGAUCAAACCAAGCAUUAUCAGAGGAGCACUGUCAAUAUUUUCUGUACCAGAUUCUUCGUGGGUUGAAGUACAUACAUUCCGCGAAUGUUUUGCAUAGGGACUUAAAACCCAGCAACCUUCUCUUAAAUGCCAACUGUGACUUAAAGAUUUGUGAUUUUGGACUGGCUCGUGUAACCUCUGAAACUGAUUUUAUGACUGAAUAUGUUGUUACAAGAUGGUACCGUGCACCAGAGCUUCUGUUAAACUCUUCUGAUUACACAGCAGCAAUUGAUGUCUGGUCUGUUGGUUGUAUUUUCAUGGAACUGAUGGAUCGAAAGCCAUUGUUUCCUGGCAGAGAUCACGUGCAUCAGUUGCGUCUACUUAUGGAGUUGAUUGGCACCCCAUCAGAGGCUGAUUUGGGAUUUCUGAAUGAAAAUGCUAAGAGGUACAUUAGGCAACUGCCUCUUUACCGCCGCCAAUCUUUCCUAGAAAAAUUUCCACAUGUCCAUCCUGAAGCUAUAGAUCUUGUUGAAAAGAUGUUAACUUUUGAUCCUAGACAAAGAAUUACUGUUGAAAAUGCAUUGGCACACCCUUACUUGACAUCGCUGCAUGACAUCAGCGAUGAACCUGUAUGCACGACUCCUUUCAGCUUUGAUUUUGAACAGCAUGCUUUGACCGAGGAACAAAUGAAAGAACUGAUAUACAGAGAGGCUCUAGCUUUUAACCCCGAGUAUCAGCAGUAG
This is a messenger RNA of Vicia faba (fava bean), 1185 nucleotides long. NCBI's taxonomy places the organism in Eukaryota, Viridiplantae, Streptophyta, Magnoliopsida, Fabales, Fabaceae. The record is from the annotation of a GenBank genome assembly.